Messenger RNA from Penicillium samsonianum, 3048 nucleotides. RefSeq lists its product as uncharacterized. The record is from RefSeq and is a predicted model, not a curated record. Gene Ontology annotation, molecular function: S-adenosylmethionine-dependent methyltransferase activity. NCBI's taxonomy places the organism in Eukaryota, Fungi, Ascomycota, Eurotiomycetes, Eurotiales, Aspergillaceae. Bases 1 to 3048 code for a protein of 1015 amino acids. The transcript has a single exon.
AUGACCGACACACUCCGCAUCUCGACUGUACGAUUUCCGCCCCCUCGGCAGGCCCGAGGGACGGUGCUUAAUACUAUAAUGGAGGAUACGCGCGAAUCUCAUUUCGCUCAAACCAGUCCGAAAGUCUCAGUUCCUUCCAGACUUACACCGGCAGCUAUCAGCCCGAAGUUGAAGUUGCAGACAAGCGGGUUCGCAGUACCAACACACGCCCGGCUCGCCCGCCUAAUGUCGCCCCUCUCAGCUGGGACUACCUCAUCAUGCUCAGAUACAGAAUGGCAGUCUCAGAUGCAAGAAUUUCGAGGAUACGACAACAUGUAUGAUGCCUCAGAUGAUGACAGUAUUGACGACAAUGAGACCGAAAUUAGCGAUUCAUGCUUUUCCCCCGAUACGCGGCCAUCGAGCUUGAUUACACCAAUUACUCGAAACUCGAUGACCUCAACUGGGAGUCUAAAGCGCUUGACACUUGAGAUUCCCUCGUCUACGUUGUGGCCGUCAAUUAAUGGGUCCCUCAAGGGUUCUCCAGUCCCGCCGACGCCUCCAUCCAAGAUUCCAGUCUCGCCAGCAGCGCUGUCGAUGCUCAGUCGUUCUGUGCCUGCAUCAUAUGCUCCGCCUUCGCUCGAUGGUAGUAUGACUUCGGACCAAGAAUCAAUCAUCAGUGCAUUGGCUACACCAGACUCUCAAUCUCUGCCAGACACCAACUGGGAUGCACAUGAUAUCCAUGUUCGCCGAGAUCUGGACGGAAGUGAAAGCGACCUAGACAAUGAUGCCAAUUCCGACAUUCAGACUGUCCCAAUUGCUAUCGAGAACCCGCAUGAGGACUGGCGUCAUGUUCUGGGAAGUUUCCCCCGGAUUCCCACCGCUGCCCAUGCAUAUUCACCCCCGCUCUCACCGUCGCCUGCGCCAUCUUUUCAUCUGAAUAAUGAGCCAGUUCAGGAAUAUGAUGACUUGUACGACGCCCCACAGCCUAUUGACCAAGGCGCUUUUCUGCCCAACUCAGCACUGGCAAUGCUACACCACAUUCAUUUGGACGAGACACCCGACUCGUGGUCCGAGACCUCGGAGGAUAAGGGCGAGAUGUGGCAACUCCAGCCGCCUCCCAGCCGCCCGAGGAGUGCUGACGGGGCCACCCCCGCAUCUGAGCUGUCUGGAUACAGUUUCAGUGACCUCAGCAUUCCAUCUCCCGGUGGCUUCUUUGCCUCUUUGGCGCCCCGGGCGCGCCACACGUGGUCAAUCCCCAACACCAACUACCAGCCUUCGUCUGCGGCUGCAGAGGGCUUCUACAAUCUCCCUUGGCGUCGGGAUGAAGGAGAGGUCGUUGAGCAUGUAGUUGAGUGGCCUGAACGCCCAGUUGACGAAGAUCCAGUCACAGCGGUUCGUGAUGAAGAAGCCCCGCUUACUGCCAUUCGCCUUCCCUGUGACACACCAACUCGUCGGUCUAUCUACCAGGAUAGCCCCAUGAGUGCUGCUUUUGACGCAGUUCAGGUUCAAGAGAUCCCCCGCUCUGGGAACGGAUAUGAGUACGAUGAGUGCUAUGACCAAGAGCUGCAGGAGCGUGCAGUUGCGAGCCACGACCGGACCAGUAUUUGGUUGUCUGCCCAAGCAUCCUACAUGUCCGCUCUUAAUGAGACAAACCCCGUGAAUGACAUUGAGCCCGUUGAAUCAUCCGAGGAGUCUAAUACCGUCGAGGCUGAACCAAAAGACACCACAGAAGAUGCUUCCAAGAAAAUGGUGCGAUUCGUCGAAGGCGUUCCCGAGUCCCUCAGUCCUUUGCCCCCAGUCCUCGCUAGCAAGGAUUCAAUUUACUGGCAAGGCUUCCAGUCUAUCCGGGAACGAUCAACCAAGACCGAUGGGUUCAUGCACAGAAACAUGCGCUUCGAUGCCGUGCAAUCUAUGCGCCUCGCGAUGAUCGACGUUCACAUCAACUGCUUGCUAGGCAAGUAUGAGCUUGUUCGCCCCGAGCGCCCUGCAUACAAGGGUCCUUUCGCCAAGGCACCCCGCAACUCGAUGAUUACCUCCGAGCUGGCCGAGAAGGCCCAAUUUGAUAAGGUGGAGAAAGAACAGCUGGUUCUUGCUCAGCUGUCCCAGCCCAUGUGGGCCAUGGAUGCUCUCCGGUCUCUCAACGGCGGAAAUCUACUCACAAGUCCUGCCCAGCGCGUGCUCGCACGAACCUCAUCAAAGCCCAAGGCCCCCCAAGGACAACGCAAGAGGAGUUUCCGCAUUCUGGACCUUGGUGGGCACUCCUCCUGCGACUGGGCGUGGCAAGCCGCGCACGAGUUCCCAAAUGUCAAGGUUUACACUGUCGCCUCCAAGAACCAGACCGUAAACAACGCCAUCAAGGGUCCUCCUAACCACCGCCAGGUGACUGUGGCCAACCUCUGGGAGCUCCCCUUUGGCAACAACCAGUUCGAUGUCAUCUCCGCCCGCUCCUUGCACGCACUGUUGAAGACGGAAUGUCCCGCAGGCAAGGACCGUGACGAGUAUGACCUCGUUCUGAAGGAAUGCAUGCGAUGCCUCAAGCCAGGCGGCUACCUCGAGUUCCAAGUUCUCGACGCCGAGAUCUCGCGGGCGGGGCCGUACGGCAGCGCAACGUCAGUGGAGUUUGCCUUCAACCUGCGCAACCGCGGAUACGACCCACUAGCGUCGAAGAGCUUCGUCGGUCGUCUCCGCAACAGUGGAUUUGUCGACACGCAGCGCGCGUGGAUGUUCCUCCCGAUGGGCACCGAGCACAUCGAGCAGGAGCCAAUGCGCGAGACUCCUGCACCGCGUGUGCAGAGCCAAAUUGAAGAUUAUGAGGCGGUGCAGGGGCCGAUUGGUAGCACGGCGGAUAUUGCCAGUAUGACUGGGCUGAUUGGUGGAUGGAUGUGGGAGCAGUGGUUACUGAAAUUGCGAGUGGAGAUGGGUCGCGAGCGGUCUAUAUUGCUGGAGGGUCUUGGUGCGCUGUUUGACGAAGGGAGGAAGAGUGGUGCGGGCUGGACCUGCCUGUCUGGAUGGGCUAUGAAGCCGAAGCGAAAGAGUUCUGUCUCUUUGGCUAAGGCUGGGUCUACCUAG